Tetrahymena thermophila SB210 is the source of this 405-nucleotide messenger RNA. RefSeq names its product transmembrane protein, putative. Lineage: Eukaryota; Ciliophora; Oligohymenophorea; Hymenostomatida; Tetrahymenidae. The record is from RefSeq and is a predicted model, not a curated record. The transcript has a single exon. The coding region runs from base 1 to 405 and encodes 134 amino acids.
AUGAAAGCCGUCAUCUUAUUAGCAAUUAUUGCUUUGACUACUGUUCAUGCUGCUACUAGUGUUAUUACUGCUCCCUCUUGGGCCAGCUCAUCUGCUACUACAACUUUCAAUACUUGUGUUGGUGCUUUGACGGUACCCACUUGUAGUACUGGUACUGCCACUUGUCCUACUGCUUGGUCUACUUAUACCAGUUGCCUUGCUUGCACAUCAAACAAUUCUAGUUACAGUGCCUAUUUAACUUGUGUUACAGGUUGUGCUACAGCUUUUACUGGUGAUGGCUCUGUUACCGGUGAUAGCAGUGCUGCCCCUUUUGCUAAUGGAAUAACUGCUUGCGUUAAAGCUCUUAAUGGUUCUCUUUUGGCCUUAUCAGCUUUCUUCUUGGCUGUUUUCGCUUUACUCUUCUGA